Molecule: messenger RNA, 240 nt
Organism: Pyricularia grisea
Lineage: Eukaryota; Fungi; Ascomycota; Sordariomycetes; Magnaporthales; Pyriculariaceae
Exons: 2
Source: RefSeq, a predicted model, not a curated record
CACAGUUCUAGGCAGCACUGCGCUCAGCUCGACGCGAACGAUACCUAUUUGCACCAACCGCGUUUGCAGGCACAUCGUUGUACUAGCGGUCAGGAUGAGCUGAGCUAUUCUCCUAGCCAAGUACUAUCUAGGACUAGACUAGGUGGAUAAGGUACGUAGGAAGGCUUCAUGUUCUUGUGUUAUGCCUAUUGUGGGCAGAUUCCCAUUCAGCUCAGCUCUUUGUUUACAUGAUCACCUGAG